This is a messenger RNA of Tripterygium wilfordii, 662 nucleotides long. Its product is annotated as cilia- and flagella-associated protein 251-like. The transcript has 2 exons. The record is from RefSeq and is a predicted model, not a curated record. NCBI's taxonomy places the organism in Eukaryota, Viridiplantae, Streptophyta, Magnoliopsida, Celastrales, Celastraceae. The coding region runs from base 77 to 508 and encodes 143 amino acids.
GGAGAGAGAGAGAAUUAAAGAGAGAUUUUAGAAAAAGAAAAAGGAGAUAUACAUCAAAUUUUCCAUCAUCAAAAACAUGGGAGCUUGUGCUAGUGUUCCUAAGGGCCUGAAAACUGACAUGGGUGACGCAGCACCAGCCCCCGAGCCGGCUAAGGAGGAGGAGCAGCAGCAGGUUCCUGCUGUGGAGACCAAGGAGGAGGUUAAGGUUGAGCAAGAAGAAAAGAAGGCUGAAGAAGUAGUUGCACCUAAGGAGGAAAAAACUGAGAAUGAUAAGAAAUCUCUUGGAACGUUGCUCGAUGAGAAAGAAGAAGAAAAGAAGGAAGAAGCCGCAGAGGAAAAGAAGGUGACUGAGGAGGUUAAACCAGAGCCAGCAAAAGAAGAAAAACUAGAGGAAAAGAAAGAGGAGCCAAAGACUGAGGCACCCGCCGUUGCUGAACCACCAAUAUAUGAAGAAGAAGUGAAGAAGCCGGUAGAGGAGAAUAAGGAAGAGAAGAAAGAAGACAAGUGAGAGAAUUUGGAAAGAAAAUUUUAAAUACAAACUGAAAAGGGGGAGGGGGGGUCUGAUUAAUUCUUGAAUUUCUGUGAAUUAAUGUUAAGGAUUGUUUGCUCAAUUGUUUGUCAUAUCUCAUAUAUAUGAAUUUGUUCUUAAUGCUUAUAUAAGA